Messenger RNA from Physella acuta, 1232 nucleotides. RefSeq lists its product as uncharacterized. The record is from RefSeq and is a predicted model, not a curated record. NCBI's taxonomy places the organism in Eukaryota, Metazoa, Mollusca, Gastropoda, Physidae.
UUUUUUAUUGUUUUCUGUCAGGCCUAUUAAAUUUUAACCAAGGAAAAGUAGAUUUAAAUCCAGGCAAAAACUAAAAUGAGAGAUUAGAGGGAUUACAGUAUGGCAGCUGAUGUACUGGGUAUGGCAUUUAUUCCAUACUACGAUCACUUAAUGAAUCUUUUACGAACAAACCCUGAACUACAUAAAACUGCAAGAGGAAUCUUCAAACAAGUGGCUUGGGGUGCAGCUGGUACUGUAGCUGGAGCAGCUGUUGGUGGCCCUGUAGGGGCUAUGAUUGGUGGUAUUGCUGGUUCAAUAGUAGGCUACAGAAUGAGUGACGAUUAUCAGUCUUUGAUUGAUGUAAUGCAGGACUUGUCUGAUGAAGAAAAAAAGGAAAUAGUUAAAAGAGUACAAGAACUUGUCGGAGGAUCUGCAAUAGAAGCCUUGACCCGAUUUAUUGGCAGCCAAGCACAGCGAUCAUCUCUGAUUCACUUGUUAAGAUCAGCCGCUUCAGAAUUUUCAAAAGGUGCUUAAAAACCACAACCAAGUUGUGUUGAUUUGAACAUCAAAGAUUUCUUAUAUUGCAAUAUUUUUUAACAAUAAUUGUUGAUAUUUUGCUGGUUAUUUUACACUAUUGCAGAUGUACCAAUGUUAACUUUUCUUUAAUGUUAACAUUACAUUUUUUUAGAUUCCUUAUACUUCCACAUUAAACUAAACUUAGUAUAAUUUCUCAAUACUCUAAAAAUUAUAUUACUUUUUAAAAGUAAAAAAUAUGUUAUCUAAAUUACAAUGUAUUAAAAUUUAUGUUAUGUAAAUUGGAAAAUAAAACUUUUGUUAUAAAAAGUAAAAGGAUAAAUAAAGUUGUGGCUAAAAUUCAAAAUAAUGUUGCACUUUUUAACUUUUUAAUAGCAAAUCACAACAUAUUGCAGGGCUAAGACAUUCCCCCCUCUCUCCAGCUCCCUAUCCUUAUUUCUAACACUAACUAACCAUAACUUAUUCUUACCCUUAUCUCUAUUUCUAAAUUAGCAGGUGGGGGAUAUGUUGUAUUGUAGGUUUUUGGGCAACAAUAAUUGUUGAUAUUUUGCCUGCUAUUUUUCAUCGAUGCAGAUUAACAGAACAAUCUAUUUGUGAUAAAGUAUUUAUGAUGUACCAAUGUUAACUUUUCUUUAUUUACAACUGUGCAGUUACAUGUUAUGACUUCAUAUUUUUUUAGAUUCCAUCUACUUCCACAUUCAAAAAUUAAAUGACCACUU